Molecule: messenger RNA, 2136 nt
Organism: Echinococcus granulosus
Lineage: Eukaryota; Metazoa; Platyhelminthes; Cestoda; Cyclophyllidea; Taeniidae
Product: Propionyl-CoA carboxylase alpha chain
Exons: 5
Coding region: 1-2136 (711 amino acids)
Cellular component (GO): mitochondrion
Molecular function (GO): propionyl-CoA carboxylase activity; ATP binding; metal ion binding
Source: RefSeq, a predicted model, not a curated record
AUGGUGCUGCCACUAGCGGCCUAUCAAAGUUGUUUCGUCGAUCCACCCGGUCUGCUGGUGCUCUUUACUAUAAUGACAAGUUUGAACCAGGAGAAUCAAUUCGAGAAAGUGCUCAUCGCAAAUCGUGGCGAAAUCGCUUGUCGAGUGAUAACUACUUGCCAACGAUUGGGCAUCAAAACAGUUGCUGUUUACAGUGCGGCUGACGCUGAAUCCCUCUUUGUACACAUGGCUGACGAGGCCAUUUUUAUUGGUUCGCCACCCUCUGCUCACUCCUACCUCAACGUAGAUGCUAUUUUGGACGCUGUCAAGACGACCGGCGCCGAGGCUGUCCACCCUGGGUACGGUUUUCUCUCAGAAAGCUACAUCUUUGCCAAAAAAGUCACCGAUUUGGGCGUUGUUUUUGUGGGUCCUGAUCCCGAGGCUAUUCGUUUAAUGGGAAACAAAGUAGAGAGCAAAAUUAUCGCGGCUAAGGUUGGCGUUAAUUGCAUUCCUGGCUCCGACAAAGAAGUGAGGGAUCCUGCGGAAGCCUUAGAGGUAGCUGAAGUCCUCGGCUAUCCAGUCAUUGUGAAGGCGCUGGCAGGAGGUGGUGGUAAAGGAAUGCGGAUAGCACGAGAUGACGCGGAGCUCUUUGAAGCUUUGCGCCUUUCAAGGGAGGAAGCACGAGCCAGUUUCGGUGAUGAUCGAAUCCUCCUCGAACGCUAUCUUGUCGCCUCGAGGCACAUUGAAGUCCAGGUGCUCUGCGACAAGCAUGGAAACGCGCUACAUCUGCAUGAACGCGACUGCUCCAUCCAACGGCGCAACCAGAAGGUGGUGGAAGAGGCACCUAGCUCCCUUUUCACUUCUUCUGCUAACCUGCGCAGUCGUAUCUGUGAUCAGGCUAUCGCUCUGGCGCGUGCUGUCGGUUACGACUCUACUGGCACCGUGGAAUUCCUUUUCGAUGAUAGAAGUCAAGAUUUCUACUUCCUGGAGAUGAAUACACGCCUCCAGGUGGAGCAUCCUGUCACUGAGUGCAUCACUGGUGUGGAUAUUGUCCACCAGAUGCUACGAGUGGCUAAAGGACAUCGGCUGCUUUAUCGUCAGGAGGAUAUUUCCACACGCGGUUGGGCUAUGGAGUGCCGCGUCUGUGCAGAGGAUCCACAGAAGGCCUUUGGUCUGCCCUCAGUUGGUCAACUGACCUCAUACCGCGAGCCGAGUCACAUACGUGGUGUACGAUGUGAUUCUGGUGUGGUAGAGGGCUCCGAAAUCUCCGUAUUCUAUGACGCGCUCAUUUGUAAGCUCGUCGCUUACGGCGGCAAUCGAAAAGCAGUGCUGAGUAUAAUGACGAAGGCGUUGGAUAGCUUUAUUAUUCGUGGUGUGACUACUAAUAUUCCUCUGUUGAGAGAUAUUAUAAGUGAGACCGGUUUUGUGUCUGGAGAGUUCGCAACCGAUCAUCUUGCGCGGAUCUAUCCAGAGGGAUUCAGGGGUGCACAACUUCACGAGACAGAAGUCUACCAACUGAUUGCCCUCGCUUCGGUAAUCAAUGUCAAAAAUGUCCUUCGGAAUCAAGCCAACGUGAGCGAAGUCGUCAAUGCACCCUUCCGUCUGGUCGUAAGCGUUGUCGAUGGCACAAUCGUAGUCAAAGCCCAGGUCAUUCAAAAAGAUGACUUUUUCGAGGUCAGGUUAGAACCCCUUUCAUCUAAGAAGUCAUUGGUGAGAGUGAUACGGGUGAUGAACAACUUCAAUCUAGCAGAUGGUAUCGUUGAGCAGAAUUUCAAUGAACAGGAGACAAGAAUAUUCCAGCUGCGAGAACGCAAUCAUGUUGGCGAUGUGUGUUUGCAGUAUCGGGGAAGCAUCUUCUGGCUUCGAAUCCGCUCAGAAAAGGCGGCAGCUCUGGAGUCAGCCUUCAUUGCAGCACAUAAGAGGGAGAACAAGCCGACAAUGCCCAUUUCUGCCCUUCGAGCUCCACUGCCCGGUCUUAUAACGUCGAUUUCUGUGGAUGCUGGACAAGUGGUGGAGGCGGGUCAGGAGUUGUGCAUCCUGGAGGCCAUGAAGAUGCGCAACUGCCUGAAUGCUACCCACUGCGGCAUCGUGAAAGCGGUGAAUGUGAGGCAGGGUCAAACUGUUGCGGAAGGGGAGGUCAUUUUGGAACUGGAGUAG